AUUCAAACACUGCGGUCCAAUAGGGCAGCUGGUUCGACUCGGUUGUUUGUUUGGGUAGCAGGUUCAAGUGUAGUCGUGUCUAUUUUUUUUUAAAUGUUUCUGAAAUUCCUAUUUUCCUUUAGGUUAUUUUGAAUUAAGUCAGGGCUAUCUAUUGUGUUUUUAAACUGAAAUUGUCGUUUGGCGAUGACUCACGCUCAUUUAUAAAUCUAUUGAGUGUAAAACGUAAGGAGUGAGCAUGGCUAGCCUGGAGAACAGCCUGAAAACAGUGGUUAAGGUCUUUAGGAGGGAAUGUCACAGGGUCCUGGAGUCCGAGAUGACCACGAUCAGAGGGGCGGACAGCAUGCUCAUUGCUUUGCAGCUCGUCAUGGCUGAGGCUAACAAGACGGAGACCGGAGAGUUUACUGUGGCUCUGAGUGAUGUCAUCGUCACCUGGCAACGCUUGCUGAGGGAGAAACUCCACCUGCCCCUCUCCGACUCCGCUCACCCGGAAAACUAUGACAUCAUCCGUAGAGAAUACGACUCCUUCCUAAAGCGCACCAACACGCUGGACCUGAUUGAUGUGUCCAGGAUGUACCAGCAGCUGAGGGCAGAGUCUGACCCAGACGAACCGCUGAGUUCCGUGGAGCUGCUGCAGUUCCUGUCAGGCGGCGUGGAGAGCAGCACAGACUGUCUCCAAACCCCAUCCAGCCAUGACUGCCCUCAGACUCCAUCCAGGAACACCAGCCAAUAUAGUUUACAGGUACAGGGGGCGCUGCGGAGGCUGUUCUGCUCCUACCUUGAGCUGCUGGUGAACACCAGGAACGACCUGGCCUUGGCGCAGGUGCUCGACGCCCCCUGCAGGGGGCUCAGCUGUGUGGCGUUCACCAACCUGAAGCGGCAGGCCCGCGCCAGCGGCACCUCCCUGUUUCUGGCCGCUGUGUCGUUUGUGCGGGCGAUCCAGCUUGGCGGGAAGGGCUAUGCACCCCCCGACUCUCACCCGCUCAGGGGGCACCUCAAGGGCCUGUCAGACUUUGUCCGUUUUACAGAUCACCUGCAGGAGCUCAUGGGAGAGACCCCAGAUCCCAGUGUUGCCGGGGAGAAGCUGGUAUCUGUCAUCAGGGCGGCGCUGGUGAAGGGCUUGAGCAGCGAGCAUCCCGUGCUGGCGGGGGCUGAGGGGGUGGCAUGUGACCUGAAGAGGAGGAUGUGCCAGAUCCUUGAUGCUCAACGGGGGGCAGCCUGUGACUCGGGCAUCAGCCCCGCCCGGCCCAAAGUGCACGCCAUCAACCACGCCACCGCCUACGGUGGCCGGGCUACAGUGAAAGUGCUGAAGGCUCUACUGGAUGAGGAGGCAUUGUCGCCACCCUGUAGGAACAAGGCAGAACUUCUAUACAGAGACCAAGCGCCCAUUGAUGCCAUUGGAGAAACCUGCAUCCUCACUCUUUUUCGAUCCCCAGAAGCUCCGACUGGAUGUUCUCCGCAGGCUCUCAGGCAGCGGGUGCAAAAGAGGGCCAAACCCAAGGUGAGUGGGCACGUCAUCCGUUCCCAGUUUGCCUGCACCUAUGGCGAGGAGGAGCGGCCUCUCAGCCGCGUGCUGCGAUUUCCCACCCGCGGGGGCCUGGAGGGCGAGGGGGCGGCGCCUUUCGCCGCAGCCGAGUGUGAAAAAGGCUCAUCGGCAAGCAGCCUCGUCGGACAGAGGGUGCCGCUGGGGUCACGGGGGACCAACAUCCGACCUGGGGCGGCCGGAGACGUUGGCGAGGCGUGCAAAAGGAGGAGGGUGGAGGAGGAAGGCGAGGUGGAGAGGCAGCCCCAGAAGAAACGUACCCUGGGUACCGGGGUCCCCAGACGCCCGGGGAAGAGCGGUGACAGAGCUGCCCCUGCCAAGCAGAAGUUGAUAUCUGGACAGAGCAAGCUGACCAGCUUCUUCAGGGUAUAGGGUUUCCCCCGCCCCCCGCACAUCCCUCCUCGCCUCCACCCGGUUCCCCACAGGCGAUCGGUGACGGACCCAUGCUGUCCCGCUCGAUGCCGGUGACCUCAGCCCCACACAACAAGGUGGUGUGACAUUGAAGCCGGAUGUUGUAAAACAUGUGAUGCCUUUCCCUGAUUGGCUUUUACCCCGAGUCACACAACGGUCUCCGAGACUGAAAGGGAGCCAUUUUCUUAUCCCCUCUCCAGCCUUGUUUUGCACGGACUUCUGGAAGCGCUUGAGUGGAAAACGGAUAUUCUGUGUGUUAGAUCAGUCCUGGUUUAACUUGGAUAUUAGACGUGUAUUUUCUUUUCGUAAAAGAAGGUACCGCAUAAAUUAUGGUUUUAGGUUGCUGAUCUGUGCUAUGGUGUGCAUCUGUGCCAACGUUGCUGUGGCAAUGGGUGAGGUUGUGAUGGCGUGUAGAUUGGCGUGUAGAUUGGCAUGAUCCCCCCGCGUCUAUGUCCAUGAGGCAAUCUGGAAAGUGUAAUUGCUUAUGUGCUCGGGAUCCAAGUGGAUCUGUUUGAUGCCACAUCAGUGAAAGGGGUGGUACAGGGCAAUCCAGCCCCCCCCCCGACUUUCAGAUACCCAUCCAAAAAAGCUGUGUCCCCCCUCCCCCAAGUCCUGUGCCAGAAAAGUUCUAGCUCUUUGUCUUUACGUAGAGUGCGCCAACAUUAAAAUGGUGAUUUCGGGCAUUUUUUGAUCUACAAAACAAGCCUUUGCCACUUUGUUUGCAGGUCUUCACGCCUUUUUAAUAAACGCUUUUUAUUCUUUGUUA
Paramormyrops kingsleyae is the source of this 2717-nucleotide messenger RNA. It is a transcript of the gene parpbp, whose product is annotated as PARP1 binding protein. Gene Ontology annotation, biological process: negative regulation of double-strand break repair via homologous recombination. Gene Ontology annotation, cellular component: chromatin. The record is from RefSeq and is a predicted model, not a curated record. Lineage: Eukaryota; Metazoa; Chordata; Actinopteri; Osteoglossiformes; Mormyridae.